This is a messenger RNA of Ilex paraguariensis (yerba mate), 313 nucleotides long. The record is from the annotation of a GenBank genome assembly. NCBI's taxonomy places the organism in Eukaryota, Viridiplantae, Streptophyta, Magnoliopsida, Aquifoliales, Aquifoliaceae.
ACAAGCACACCAAAUACGAUCAGCAAUUGUGAGCAUCUCCAUGGAAAACUGGGAAUAUUCAUCACACAACAGAGGUACAUCUUUCGCCAAAAUAACUCAUCGAAAAAAGGAUUGUCACCACCAACCCUGGAAGAGCGUGAAACUCCAAGUCUGGAAUGCGAGUCAUCACAGGGCCAGGCUGCUAAUUCUGCUGGCAAGAGGCGACGAAGCCAGCUAUAUCAGUUCAGAAGCGACGAUCAGUCAUGGCUGUGUAACUUUGAUUUGAAUGGUGAUUGCCAUGAGCCUGGAAGCAAAUCUUUCAGCAUUAUAUCAG